Daucus carota subsp. sativus is the source of this 4572-nucleotide messenger RNA. Its product is annotated as pleiotropic drug resistance protein 3-like. Gene Ontology annotation, cellular component: membrane. Lineage: Eukaryota; Viridiplantae; Streptophyta; Magnoliopsida; Apiales; Apiaceae. The record is from RefSeq and is a predicted model, not a curated record. The transcript has 24 exons. Bases 120 to 4433 code for a protein of 1437 amino acids. Gene Ontology annotation, molecular function: ABC-type transporter activity; ATP binding; ATP hydrolysis activity.
CUAUUGUGCCCACACAUGCACAGAGAGGGAGAGAGACUCACAUAUACACAGCAGUCUCUUGACUUGAGCCUUAUCUUCUUCUCUCAUUGAAUUUUUGGUGCUUUGUAUAGUUGUCCAGAAUGGCUCAGUUAGUUGGUGCAGAUGAUAUUGAGUCACUGAAAAAUGAGAUUUCAGAGAUAGGAAGAAGUUUGAGAUCAUCUUUUCGGUAUUACGCCUCCAGUUUCCGUACGAAUUCAAGUUCUCUGGAGGACAAUGCCAAUGAUGAGUAUUUGGAGCAAUGGGCUGAAAUCAAUAGAUUGCCUAGUUAUCGACGCUUGAGGUCAUCUCUAGUUGAUUAUAAUGAUGAAGGAGACACACUUGAUGCUAAGGGAAAGAGAAUAGUUGAUGUUUCUACUAUUGGUGCUUUAGAAAGACAUAUGUUUAUUGAGAAGCUCAUUAAGCAUAUUGAGAAUGACAAUCUACGUUUGUUGCACAAGCUAAGAAAAAGAAUUAACAAAGUUGGUUUGAAGUUGCCCACUGUUGAAGUGAGAUACAAUAAUCUGCAUGUGGAAGCAGAGUGCGAAGUCGUUCAUGGCAAGCCCCUACCGACUAUAUGGAAUUCUCUGCAAAGCAUGUUUUUUUAUACUGCCAAGCUUGCUGGUUUGAAGUCGACAAAGGCCACAAUAAACAUCAUUAACGAAGUUAGUGGUAUCAUCAAGCCUGGAAGAAUGACUUUGCUGCUUGGUCCUCCAGGAUGCGGGAAGACCUCUUUACUGAAAGCACUUUCUGGAAACCUAGACAAAUCUCUGAAGUGUGGUGGAGAGAUAUCUUAUAAUGGCUAUAAACUUGAAGAGUUUGUCCCUCAGAAAACAUCUGCUUAUAUAAACCAAUAUGAUCUUCAUAUCCCGGAGAUGACUGUAAGGGAAACACUUGAUUUUUCAGCCCGCUGUCAGGGCAUUGGAAGUCGAGCAGAGUUGAUGGUUGAGGUCAGCAGGAGGGAGAAAGAGGCAGGAGUAUUUCCGGAUCCCGAUAUAGAUACCUAUAUGAAGGCGAUAUCUGUUGAAGGACAAAGUGCCACCCUUCAGACUGACUACAUUUUAAAAAUUCUUGGCCUCGAUAUAUGUUCAGACAUACUAGUUGGAGAUGCCAUGAGAAGAGGCAUAUCUGGUGGUCAGAAGAAGAGAUUGACUACAGGGGAGAUGAUUGUUGGCCCAACAAAGGCUCUAUUUAUGGACGAAAUAUCAAAUGGCUUAGAUAGUUCCACCACAUAUCAGAUUAUUUCAUGUCUCCAGCAACUGGCUCACAUUACAGAUGCAACCAUAAUUGUGUCACUUCUUCAGCCUGCACCAGAAGCAUUUGACAUGUUUGACGACAUCAUAUUGAUGGCAGAAGGAAAAAUUGUGUAUCAUGGACCACGCAGUCGGAUUCUAGAAUUUUUUGAGGAAUGUGGGUUUAGGUGCCCUGAAAGGAAAGGAGUGGCUGACUUUCUACAGGAGGUUAUCUCCAUGAAAGAUCAAGCACAAUACCGUUACAGAACUGAACAAAGUUAUGAAUAUGUUUCUGUAGACACACUAUCUAGAAUGUUUAGAGAAUCCUCCAUUGGUAAGAAGUUGAAUGAGGAGAUGUCCCAGGAAUUUAUCAAGUCAGAUAAUCAUAAGAAAUCAAUUUCACAUAGUGUAUACUCUGUGUCAAAAUGGACGCUUUUCAAAGCCUGCAUGUCAAGGGAAAUUAUUCUGAUGAGGAGGAAUUCGUUCAUUUACAAAUUCAAAACAAUUCAGCUUUUUAUAAUUGCCUCUAUCACAAUGACUGUAUUUUUGCGAACUCGGCUGGAAGUUGAUGCUUCACAUGCAAACCAAUAUCUAAGUUCCCUCUUCUAUUCUCUCGUUAUUCUUUUAGUUGAUGGAUUUCCAGAAUUAACCUUGACUGUAGCGCGACUUUCAGUUUUCUACAAACAGAGAGAAUUGUGUUUCUACCCAGCAUGGGCAUAUGCAAUUCCAGCUGCCAUUCUGAAGAUUCCGCUUUCUAUAUUGGAAUCUUUAGUUUGGGUAUGUCUGACGUACUACGUCAUUGGGUACAGCCCAGAACCUGAGAGGUUUUUUCAACAGUUACUUCUAUUAUUUUCUGUGCACUGGACAUCAAUCUCUAUGUUCCGGUUCUUGGCAUCUUUCUGUAGGACUUCAAGUGCUGCUACAACUGUUGGUAGCGUGUCAAUACUAUUUGUACUAGUAUUUGGUGGAUUCAUCAUCCCAAGACCCUCAAUGCCAUCUUGGUUGAAGUGGGGAUUUUGGGUGUCCCCGAUAACAUAUGGUCAGAUAGCCCUUACUUUGAAUGAGUUUCAUGCUCCAAGAUGGGAGAAGAUGCUGUCCACGAACACAACAAUAGGGCAUCAAACUCUCGUUGAUCGUGGACUGGACUUCAGUGGGCGCUAUCUUUGGGUAUCUCUUGCUGCCUUAUUUGGGUUUAUAUUGUUUUUCAAUGUUGGAUUUAUCUUGGCCUUAACUUUCAUAAAUGCUCCUAGCUCUCGUGCAAUCAUAUCAAGUGAAAAGCUAUUAGAAAUAAAGGGAAGUGAAGAAAACACAAAGAAUGCGACUGUUGAAGAGAAAACCAGAAAAAGAGGAAGAAUGGUUCUUCCUUUUAUACCUGUUAGUGUUGUGUUCCAAAAUGUUCACUACUAUGUCGACACCCCUUUGGAAAUGAUUGAACGUGGAUUCAGUCAGAAAAAACUCCAACUGCUUUGUGAUAUUACUGGUGCAUUUAGACCUGGUGUUCUUACUGCACUGAUGGGAGUCAGUGGAGCUGGUAAAACAACACUUCUUGAUGUUCUUGCUGGUAGAAAAACCAGUGGCACCAUCAAAGGUGAAAUCAAGAUUGGAGGAUAUCCCAAGGUUCAAGAAACAUUUGCUAGAAUCUCGGGAUACUGUGAGCAAUCUGACAUACACUCUCCUCAAGUUACUGUCGAAGAAUCGGUGAUUUUUUCUGCUUGGCUACGUCUUCAACCACAGAUUGAUGCAAAAACUAAAUCGGAUUUUGUGAGGGAUGUCCUUGAGACUGUUGAACUAGAUGGGAUAAAAGAUUCCUUAGUUGGCAUGCCAGGUGUUAGUGGUCUAUCAACUGAGCAACGCAAGCGUCUAACUAUAGCUGUAGAGCUCGUCUCUAACCCCUCAAUCAUUUUCAUGGAUGAACCUACUACUGGACUGGAUGCAAGAGCAGCAGCUAUUGUUAUGCGGGCCGUAAAGAAUGUCGUUGAUACCGGAAGAACCAUUGUUUGCACCAUUCAUCAACCUAGUAUUGACAUAUUUGAGGCAUUUGACGAGUUAAUUCUGUUGAAAUCCGGCGGGCGUGUUAUCUACUCUGGACCACUGGGUCUGCAUUCAAGUCGAAUCACUGAUUACUUUGAGGGCAUCUUAGGAAUACCAAAGAUCAGAAAAAAUUAUAAUCCAGCAACAUGGAUGUUGGAGGUUACUUCUAUAUCCGCAGAAGCUGAGCUUGGUUUAGAUUUUGCACAGGUUUAUGAGAGUUCUAUUUUGCAUGAGAGAAAUGAAGAGCUAGUCACGAGCUUGAGUACUCCACCUGCAGGUUCUGAGGAGUUGCAUUUUUCCACGCGCUUUUCACAAAAUGGCAUUGGACAGUUCAAAUCCUGUUUAUGGAAACAGAAUUUGUCUUAUUGGAGAAGUCCUUCAUACAAUUUCAAUCGUUUUAUGCAUAUGAUAUUCUCAUCUGUUACUUUCGGGAUUCUGUUUUGGGAUCAAGGACAGAAACUAGAUAACCAACAGAAUUUGUUUAGCAUAUUUGGUUCGAUGUUUUCAGCUACUAUAUUUUGUGGCAUAAAUAAUGCCUCCUCAGUUCUACCAUACAUUUCAACAGAACGCAAUGUUUUCUAUCGGGAAAAAUUUGCUGGGAUGUAUGCUCCAUGGGCUUAUGCACUUGCACAGGUGAUAAUUGAGGUACCUUAUCUAUUGGCACAAUCAAUUGCUUAUGUGUUAAUCACAUAUCCAAUGAUUGGAUAUUCUUGGAAUGCUUACAAGGUGUUUUGGUACUUCUACUCCAUGUUCUGCACUUUGUUGUAUUUCACAUAUAUGGGGAUGAUGAUUGUUUCAUUCACGCCUACGUAUCCAGUCGCUGCAAUUCUACAGAGUUCCUUCUACACUAUGUUUAACCUGUUCUCUGGGUUUAUUAUUCCUCAACCAAAAAUUCCCAAGUGGUGGUUAUGGUUCUAUUACCUCAUACCUACUUCUUGGACUCUAAAUGGCAUGCUUACCUCCCAGUAUGGAGAUGUAGAGAAGGAGAUUAUUGUGUUUGGAGAAAAGAAGACAGUUGCAGCGUUUGUAAAGGAUUACUUUGGAUUUCACCAUGAUCGCUUGCCAAUGGUUGGUGUGAUUUUGAUGUUAUACCCAAUUAUAUUUGCUUCAAUUUUUGCAUAUUGUAUAGGGAAGUUGAAUUUCCAAAGGAGGUGAAUGUUGUAAAGUACUUGUGCUACUUAUCAAAAUUUAGGCAUAAAAGUUGUCCUUUGAUGGAUCUACAUAUGGGAUUUAUGUAAAUUUGUAUGUAUAUUCAGUAUGUUUUUUCUGUGUCAAUUAAAUGUUUAAUUAGUAA